Hemibagrus wyckioides is the source of this 1380-nucleotide messenger RNA. It is a transcript of the gene xcr1b.2, whose product is annotated as chemokine (C motif) receptor 1b, duplicate 2. Bases 153 to 1229 code for a protein of 358 amino acids. The record is from RefSeq and is a predicted model, not a curated record. The transcript has 2 exons. Gene Ontology annotation, molecular function: G protein-coupled receptor activity. Lineage: Eukaryota; Metazoa; Chordata; Actinopteri; Siluriformes; Bagridae. Gene Ontology annotation, cellular component: membrane. Gene Ontology annotation, biological process: immune response; G protein-coupled receptor signaling pathway.
CUUCUUUUCUUUCUGAGUAGACGAAUAAGUAGACUCACGGAGAAGCAGUACAGAAAAAAAAAGAGGAAGAACCUUCAGGCAUAAACCUCUCUACAGUUUUAUUUUAAGACACUUGAAACUUUCCGGCUUGAAGCUGGACAUCGCUUUUUGGAAUGCUUUCUCUGAACGCAACAGCACCGCUGACCACUGCGGCAGCCAGAGACAUGAACUUCACUGACAAUGUGAACGACUCGUAUGAAUACUCAGAAGACGUCUUAAUCGUACACUGUCAUUUGGAGGAUUAUGAUCAAAUCACAGGACUGAGCUACAUCUUCAUCUGUUGCUUCAGCUUUCUUGGGAAUGGAAUGCUCCUGUACUGUCUGGCCCGCUUCGAAGACCUCAAGAGGGUCACUAUGCGCUUUUUGUUCUUCUUGGCGCUUUUUGACCUGCUGUUCACGCUGACUGUUCCUUUCUGGGCUGUUGAGAACCUGAUGGAGUGGGUCUUCGGGGUUGCUGCGUGUAAGAUCCUAACCGGGGCCUAUUUUAUCGGAAUAUACGGAAGCCUCAUCCUACUGACGGCCAUGACGGUGGACUGCUUCUUUUUUAUUGUCGUACGCAGCCGGUGGUUCACUUACAGGAGACGGCUCAACUGUGCAAAGGCGGCUUUCGCAGGGUCUUGGAUCAUCAGCGUGUUAGCCUGUCUAAAAGACGCCCUGUCCUCCGAUGUCAAAGAGGUGAAUUCCGUCCAUACCUGUGACUCUACGGCUUCUCAGGACAACCAUGUAGGCUACUACACCCAGCUUAUCAUGCUCUUUGUCAUUCCUCUAACGAUCAUCAUAAUAUGCUACGGCAAAAUCCUGCACACUCUCAUGUCCAGCACGGGCCGGAAGAGGUAUAAGACCUUCCUGGUGGUUUUGCUCAUCAUCCUGGCUUUUGUCAUAUGUUGGGGACCUUAUCAUGUCGUCAUAAUCCUGAUGCCUAUGCUUUCUUACACGGAUUGCUAUAAGAGCAUUCAGCUCAACCGAGCCUACGUGGCUUGCCGGAUCCUCGCUUAUUCCCACUGCUGCAUCAAUCCACUGUUGUUUCUGAUCAGAGGAAAGCCCAGAAGGAUCCUGUCCAGCUUUAUUUUCCGCCAUACGCAACACAGGAGCCAUCAAGGAUCCGACAGAUCUUCUGACCCGAGCAACUUCAUCCAGCAGCACUUUAGCAUGCCGAUUCCACAGAAUGUAACAGAGCUCAAAUCGAUCUGAGGAAUGACAAUGAACUGAAUCCUGGUGGUCCAGCGGCAGGAUCCCGAGCUCUCAUUGUCCCGGCCCAGGUUCGAUUCCCCAGACGCCGAAGAGUUCACUCUCAGGGCUGGUCCCAAGCCUGUGUUAAAUGGGAGGUGUAAAAGUGUCAGGA